This is a messenger RNA of Staurois parvus, 1669 nucleotides long. Lineage: Eukaryota; Metazoa; Chordata; Amphibia; Anura; Ranidae. The record is from the annotation of a GenBank genome assembly.
AUGACCGGGGGGCGUGUCCUCAGCUGUAACCUGCGAAGUAAUACAGAGAGCGGAGAAUCCCGGGAAGGGGCAGCAGAAAUGGCCAACCAGGCUCUUGGGAAUGAAAUGGUGAACGGAUACCUAGAUGUCUCUCAGUAUAGUCUGAUAAAUACAAAUGAAGCAGAGAUGCUGGAACAGAUUAAGCAGUUACUUGUAGAAAACAACAUACUGAAAGAAACCAUAAAGCAGAAAAGUCAGGAAAUGAAGGAGCGCCUCGAAGAGCUCUUAAAAAGGGAGGAGCAAGGACGGGGUGAGCCUGGAACUCCAGAAUUUAAACAUCGUGCAUUAGAUUUUAGUAAAGAAAAUGAAUUACUGAAGAGUGAAAUCCAGCAUUUAAAAGAGAAACAUCUGGAUACACAGAGUGAAGACGAAAACCUGAAACAGCUGAAGGCCCAGAUUGUUCGUCUUCAGGCAGAGAAGGCUGAUCUUCUUGGAAUUAUUUCUGAGCUACAAGUAAAACUUAACAGUUGUGCAUCUGAUGACUCAUUUGUUGAAAUCAGAUUUGCAGGAAAAGACACUAAAGAAGAGGUGACGGAGAGCAAGGCAGAGGAUGACACAUUACUUCCGGAAAUGCUUACAUACAGGACAACAUCCUCUAAGGAAGACAGCUGUGGAAAGGAAUCAGAAGAACUGGCAGUCAGCAGCAAAACUCCUUCAUAGCUUGCGUGAGGAAACUGAAAAGGUUGAUCAAUUGCAGAGAGAGCUAACAAGUGCAAAUGAGAAACUGUCAAAUUUAGAAAAGAAAUCCUCAAAUUACAUACAUAAAGAAACGGAAACGGAUCCAAUAGUGGAACAAACUGAUGAAGAUAGACAGGCUGCAGAACUUCUAUCUGGGGAAGUAGAGAUGCUAAAACAAAAGGUGGAUGUGCUCAACGGAGACCUUUAUGAGACAAAUGAGAAGUUAAAUGAGGCUCAAAUGAUUAAGAAUAAGCUGCAAGACAGAUGUUUGUCUCUUGAUGAGAAACUUGCAGAAAACAAGUUUGAUGUGGAUGAAAGACAGAAGCUUCUAUGUUCUGUCCAGACAUUGGAACUGCAAGUGGAGAGCUUGAACUCAGAAAUCAAAAUGGAGCAGAGCAAAACUGAAGAACAAAUGAGGCUGAUGUCGGUUCUGCAGGAAUCAUUUGACAAACAGAAAGUUGAGUACGAGCUGUUGAAAAAUGCAGAGGCUGAGAAAGUGCCCAAAGUCCAGUUGACAAAUUUAUUGGGAAAGCUGGAUACAUGUGAAAAAGCUCUGGCUAAAAAACAGCUAGAGAUCGAUGCGCUGAAGGAAGAAGCCAACAAACAUGGGGAAGAUGCUGAGACAAUAGCACUUCUCAAAGCUCAGAUUGAUGUCUACUGUUCCGAUUUUCAUGCGGAAAGAGAAGCCAGACAAAAUAUUCAUCAGGAAAAGGAGGACUUGGCAACACAGCUGGCACUCAUAUUGGAAGAAAACGAAUCCCUGAAGGGAAGGCAUUCAAUAGAGCAGCUUCAAAGACGCCAUGUGCCUUCAUCAGAAGGUCCCCACCGUGUGGCAAGAGGAGCAGAGAAUUUGGAGCAGCCAAGUCUAAAUGUACAUACAUGUCCUAAGUGUCAGCUGACGGUACCAGAUAUGGACACACUGCAGAUUCAUGUCAUGGAGUGCAUCACUUAA